Heterocephalus glaber (naked mole-rat) is the source of this 2665-nucleotide messenger RNA. The record is from RefSeq and is a predicted model, not a curated record. Lineage: Eukaryota; Metazoa; Chordata; Mammalia; Rodentia; Bathyergidae.
GCAAGUGAGUAGCAAAAAUGUGGAGGUGAAAAGUUCCUUCCCUGCUGGUUUCUGGCCUGUGCCCAGCACACAAAGUCCCGAGAACGGGAAGUCAUGCUCUGUAACGCGGUCCCAGUAGUACACCAUGGGAGGACCCGAACAAGUCGAUGGGCCUCUCCUGUCUCAGUCUCCCCACUCAUAACUGAUAAGGUUACAGUUCUCUAAGGAUCUUCUAGGUCUGAAAGGCUCCAAAUCCACCACCCAGGGUCAUGAGUCAGUGUGAAGGCAGGCUGAAGGGCAGCCCAGGGUAGGCAAAAGGCUCUCUGGGUGCACAGAGCACACGUGGAUGGGAUUUAUUGGAUCUCUGGUGACCCAAGUCAGAGGUAGGUAUUGGUAUCACAAGCAUCCUGAUUACAAGGACUGUAGGAUAGAUAAUAUUGGUGCUCAGAUAUAGUGAGAAUUUUUCUCUCACCCAUGGUUGCAUGGUCCUCUUGCUUCCUACAGAAAGUUUCCAAAUCCCACCAUCCAUGGAAACCCCCAAUCCUCUGGAGCUAUCACCUUCCAUCAUGAGCAAGGCUGCUCCCUUAACAGCAGGUGCUCCAGCCCUCAGCUUCUGCCCUCAGCUUCUGUCACCUACUUCCAGCCAGUCAUGGCCAGUUCCUACACUUACCAACACUGUAGUGAAAGUCAGUUUUCAGGGGCUGCUGGCCAGAGCCAGAUGUCCUCUUUGGUUGCAUCCUGUCCAGGUAUUUGGCAGUGGGAUGGCAUGGCAGGCUCUGGAAGCAGGCAUCCACCAUUCGAGACCUUUACGGCGACUGUCACUAACCAGAGCACAACAGUUGUUUCCUCCUCUAGGCCUGCCCAUGCCAAUUCCAUCAUCCCCAUUUAUCCAUCGAUAUCUGGCAGCCUGGUUCAGCCAACACCAUCACCAUACAUUCUGAACCAAGGACACGGCUACUACCACUACAAUCAAAGUGCAGUGGGGCCUCUGGUAUCUGCAGAGCUUGGAGGACUGCAGUGUAUGAGUUUGUGUCACACACGGGCAGUGGAGCCACUGCCCCUCAGCCAGAGAUACUAUUCUGGAUCUGUGCAAGCCAACAUGGAAACGAGUUUCCAAGGGCUGUGCUGGUGUGAAGGGGGAGCAACUCACUUAGCAAAGACUGAUUUUUCCCUUGUUUCAUUUGCAGUAAAGGGAAUUUCCCCAGAGACAGAGACAUAUCUGGGAUGGCAAGCCGUGAGUCAGGCAGGGUUUGUGUCACAACUUCCAGAAAUCACAGAGUCCUGCAGUAGCAGAAGUACCCACUUGCUUGAGGGAAGCCCACCAACUGAGUCUGGGGGCAUUUCGGUGGGAGCUCCAGUGCAGAAUGCCACUCAUUCCUUGGCCUUGGAUUCAAGCUGGGAGCAACCAGAGAAGGAGAGCUGGGUUGAGAUGAGAAGUGCGGGCCUAGAGCCUCUGGGUGCCCACAAGAUCUUUAUAGGCACCCAAGAUCCGCUUUUACUUUCCUUAGCAUCCCCUGACUCUCCCAAGCUGCUGGCUUCCAUUGGGCAUCCAGUCCCUGAGAAUCCUGGUUCUGAAGAUGCCCUCUUGGCAAAGUGCCACCUGAGUCUUCAGGACCCAGGGACCCUUGACAAGGGGAUUGAGUCCAGCCCGGUGUGGGCAGAUGUUGAGGCCCUGGUAGAGAACAUUCAACUUCCCCAGGUGCUCCAGUCCUUGGAUGAUCUUGACCAGUCCAACCAGCCCACAGCCAUCAAAGCCCAAGACACUGAUGGCUUUGAUGAGAAUUGUGUGCAGGAAAACUCAGCUAUCACCAAGGGUCUUUCACCUAUGGUGAGGAAGAAGAAAUAUAAAGCUUCUGAGCCAAUCACUGGAGCUCCUGAGGCUAAAAUGCAGCUGAAGGCCCCCGAGAGCCUGUCAGGGGAAGAAGGGUGCAUUUUGACUGCAGCAGCCAGUGACAGGGCUCCCGUGGACACGGGUGAGAAUUCCUACAGAAAAUCUCCAAUGACAGCAUCCAGCAGAACCAACCAAGAUAAGGGCUAUGGGAAAGGGAGGGCUGAAAGAACCAAAAGUAACAAUGGCAAGAAAGCUCCUGAGAGGAAGCAGUCAGGGCCUAAGGUCAAGGUGGAAGAGAUGCCAACAAUUCCUAACAGGAACCACAAGAGACACCAACCUGUGACUGGCCAAGAGGUAUUUAAAAGGCCUCGCACGAGCCUAAGCAUGCACAUGCUGGAAUCUGUGCAGGUUUUCCACCCUUUAGGGAAGAAGUUGUAUAAGAAAGGUGGAAGCUUUUCCUCCCAGGCCCUGGGAGCAUCGGGUAUCACCAAAGAUCCCAGGUUAUCAACAAGCAAACCUUUGCCAGGGGUCCCACGUGAGGGGAAAAUCCCUCAUAAUGAUGCCCAGGACCCCCACAGCACUGCUGAAGCAGAGGCUUCAUCUGCAUCCCUGUGUGAGCUGCCACCACCUGGAUAGGAGAAGUUAAUACUGUUGCCUUUUCUCAGCCCAGCAAAGCCUCAAGCCCAACCCGUUUGCAGAAGGCCACAGCCUCCAGCCUCAAGGCAGCCCACUGUACGGACACCCCAAGAUGACAAAGACAAGUUUUCCCAUACCAUGAAAGGAACAAUUGAACCAACUCUGCAAGUCUUGCAAAGGAGAUCAUUGAAUGAGUCUGUGGACCACAACCCACCUUGA